This is a messenger RNA of Oncorhynchus kisutch (coho salmon), 6239 nucleotides long. It is a transcript of the gene pum1, whose product is annotated as pumilio RNA-binding family member 1. Gene Ontology annotation, biological process: regulation of mRNA stability; miRNA processing. Gene Ontology annotation, molecular function: mRNA 3'-UTR binding. Gene Ontology annotation, cellular component: cytosol; cytoplasm. Bases 390 to 3881 code for a protein of 1163 amino acids. NCBI's taxonomy places the organism in Eukaryota, Metazoa, Chordata, Actinopteri, Salmoniformes, Salmonidae. The transcript is spliced from 24 exons. The record is from RefSeq and is a predicted model, not a curated record.
GGCGUGUUCGUUACGGUAUAGCUCAAUGCAUGGAGGCGUCUGCUCAUUGUAGUGUGUCUGUGGUUGAUAGGUGUGUGUACACCUCGGAGCCAUGAUGGUGUGUGUGAGGUAGAGAGGAGUUUUGCGAUAUGACAAAUUCGGGCUGUAUUUCCCAAGACUUCUCUUCCUCUCCAUCUGUGUAUCAGUGCAAGGCCUUAUGAUUCAGACAGAUUGAGGUUCAAUGAUAAAUAAAACAUGGAAACAGAAGCAGACCACCUGGUUGUCUAGAUAGAAAAUACCGUACCACUGAACACACUCCUCGCCUGUUGAGUGGGUGGAAUCCACAUCACCUGAGGUGUAGGCUGUUGGAAACCAUCUUCUCCAAGCGGAAAAAUUGAGGCCUUGGUGGAAUGAGCAGUGUGUGUGUGUUGAAGGGUAAAGCAGUGCUCUGGCAGGACUCAUUCAGCCCCCACCUCAGAACUUCAACUCCCAGCAUGCCCGUGGUGCUGAGCAGCGGAGGACACGCCCCCCCGGCCGGACAAACCCCACAUGCCCCGUCCCCUAGCCAACAGGGCGUGGCGGGUGCCGGUCGGUCUCAGGAUGAUGCCAUGGUGGAUUACUUCUUCCAGCGGCAGCACGGAGAGCAGCCUGGGAAACACCGCUGGCCCAUUGGGGAUAACAUCCACGACAGCCAGGUGCGGUCGAUGGAUGAGCUGAACCAUGACUUCCAGGCCCUGGCUCUAGAGGGGCGUGCCAUGGGAGAGCAGCUUCUGACAGGUAAGAAGUUUUGGGAGAGUGAUGAAGCGGGGAAAGACGGACCAAAAGGGAUCUUUCUGGACCAGUGGAGGGACAGCGCGUGGGGGGCCACAGACCACUCGGUAUCUCAGCCAAUCAUGGUGUCCCGUCGGGCUGGCGGUGGGUUCCAUAGCGGCGGGGAAGUGGGUGGGUCAGUGAUGUCACCGCGGUCAGAGAGUGGGGGUUUAGGAGUCAGUAUGGUAGAGUACGUCCUCUCCUCCUCUCCCGCCGAAAAACUGGACUCCUGCCUACGCAAGGGACCCUACGGCCCGAGGGAUGGAGAGGUGGAGGAUGAGAAGAGGGAGAAACCGAAGGCCGCGUUUGAAGUAGAGAAACUUGAGAUGACGGAGGGAGAGAACGAUGUCAUCAGUGAUGUCAUCAACCCUAAUGGGCUCCCUGUGCAGAAUGGCCUGGACGUGGACGUCAAAGAGUAUAGUCGUCAAGGCCAGAUGCAGCCUGCGGGGACAGACACUGACAUGAUGGGGGGUGUAGGGGGAUGUGUAGGAGGGGAGGGUAUGGUCCCCAUGGGAGGAGGCGGGGGUCCCAAACCCCAAGAGGACUUCUCUGGUGUGGAACAGGGCGUUACCAUGGAUACCAUGGAGUCUGUGAUGGAGCCUCUGCAGUUUGACUACAACUCCCAGAUGGCCAUGGACUCACAGCCCACCGUGGGGCUGUUUGACUACAGCAACCAACAACAGUUGUUUCAGAGACCCAGUGCUCUAGCACUGCAGCAGCUGACAGCAGCCCAACAACAACAGUACGCCUUGGCAGCAGCACAGCAAUCUCACAUUGGUCUGGCUCCUGCGUUUGUUCCCAACCCUUACAUCAUCAGUACGGGCCCGCCUGGAACUGACCCCUACGCUGCUGGACUGGCAGCUGCUGCAACACUGGGCCCAGCGGUGAUGCCUCCUCAGUACUACGGGGUGACUCCAUGGGGAGUGUAUCCAGCCAAUCUGUUCCAGCAACAGGCUGCAGCUGCCAACAACUCAGCCAAUCAACAGGCUCAAGGACAGAACCAGCAGAACCAACAACAGGUAAUGCGUGGGGGCGGUAACCAGAGACCCCUGACCCCUAGCCAAGGUCCACAGGGUCAGCAGAAUGACCAGCUGAUCUCCGCCGCAGCUGUCAACUCUGCGCUCGCCUUCGGACAGGGGCUGGCGGCCGGCGUGCCUGGCUAUCCCAUGCUGGCUCCAGCUGCCUACUAUGACCAGACGGGGGCGCUAGUGGUCAACACAGGAUCUAGGGGCGGACCUGUACGCCUCAUGGCCCCCGCGGGCUCAGUUAUUAUCUCUCCAUCCGCUGCACAAGCAGUGGCGGCUGCAGCAGCUGCGGGUGGCGGGGCUAAUGGCGGUAUGGGAGGCGGGGCCAAUGGUCCAUUCCGAGGCAUGCAAUCCCAGCAGCCUCAGCAGCAGGGGGGAGGGGCUAUGUCAGGAAACUCCUUUUAUGGAUCCUCCUCUCUCAGCAACUCCUCCCAGAGCUCCUCCCUCUUCUCUCAAGGUAGCCAAACAACGUACUGCUCCGCCCAGCCAGGCCCUGGCUCUGCCUCUCUGGGGUUCGGUCAGAGCAACUCUUCACUGGGAGCAACAUUGGGAGCUACGCUGGGAGGCUUUGGGACCGCAGUGGCUAACUCCAGUGGUGGGAGUGGUUCUCGUCGUGACUCUCUGACUGGCAGUAGUGACCUGUACAAACGCACACAGUCGAGUCUCACUCCCAUUGGUCACGGGGGGUUCUACAACGGAACCCUUGGCUUUAGCUCCUCACCCGGGCCUGUCGGAAUGCCCCUGCCCAACCAAGGCCCCUCCCACUCCCUAACCCCACCCCCAUCUCUGUCCAAUCACAGCUCCUCAUCCAACCUCAACCUGGGAGGUCUGACCAAUGGCAGCGGUCGUUUCAUUUCUGCUGCUCCGGGGGCGGAGGCCAAGUAUCGCAGUGCCAGUUCUGGCUCCUCCCUCUUCUCUCCCAGCAGCCAGCUCUUCCCAUCGUCACGGCUACGUUACGGAAUGUCGGAUGUGAUGCCGUCAGGGCGGAGCCGGCUCCUGGAAGACUUCCGGAACAACCGCUACCCCAACCUGCAGCUGAGAGAGAUUGCUGGGCACAUCAUGGAGUUCAGUCAGGACCAGCACGGCAGCAGGUUUAUCCAGUUGAAGUUGGAGAGGGCCAGCUCAGCAGAGCGUCAGCUAGUCUUCAGUGAGAUCCUCCAGGCUGCCUAUCAACUCAUGGUCGACGUCUUCGGAAACUACGUCAUCCAGAAGUUCUUUGAGUUUGGCAGUCUGGACCAAAAGCUGGCUCUAGCAGAGAGGAUCAGGGGUCAUGUCCUGUCUCUGGCCCUGCAGAUGUAUGGCUGUAGAGUCAUCCAGAAGGCCCUGGAGUUCAUCCCCUCAGACCAACAAGUUAUAAGUGAGAUGGUGCGGGAGCUGGACGGCCAUGUAUUGAAGUGUGUGAAGGAUCAGAAUGGCAACCACGUGGUGCAGAAGUGUAUUGAGUGUGUUCAGCCCCACGCACUACACUUCAUAAUAGACGCCUUCAAGGGACAGGUGUUUGCCCUCUCCACCCACCCCUACGGCUGUAGAGUGAUCCAGCGUAUUCUAGAACACUGCCUUCCAGACCAGACCCUGCCCAUUCUGGAGGAGCUGCACCAACACACUGAACAACUGGUGCAGGACCAGUAUGGUAACUAUGUGAUCCAGCAUGUAUUAGAACACGGCAGAGCGGAGGACAAGAGUAAGAUAGUAGCUGAGAUCAGAGGAAACGUACUGGGGCUCAGCCAACACAAGUUUGCCAGUAAUGUGGUGGAGAAGUGUGUGAGCCAUGCGUCCCGUGCAGAGCGGGCCGUGUUGAUAGACGAGGUGUGUAGCCUGACGGAGGGGCCCCACAGCGCCUUGUACACCAUGAUGAAGGACCAGUACGCCAACUAUGUGGUUCAGAAGAUGAUUGACGUGGCUGAACCAACACAGAGGAAGAUCGUAAUGCACAAGAUCCGGCCCCACAUCUCCACUCUGAGGAAGUAUACGUAUGGCAAACACAUCCUGGCUAAGCUGGAGAAAUACUACAUGAAGAAUGGAGUGGACCUGGGCCCUCUCUGUGGCCCUCCCAAUGGCAUCAUGUAAACUACAACCCUUACACCCUAACCCUUAAGUACAAGACGGACCAACAUGUACGUCGGCCGUGUGCAGUAGAUCACCUGCUGGGUGUUGGAGGAACGGUGGCCAUUCAACAUAAAGGCCGACCAUACUCUCUCUGUGCACAGCUGACGUUGUAUUGGAAUGCCUUGUCUUCUGUACCAUAACCCCUGGCCUAUACCCUACAUGAAGAACGGAGUGGCCCGCCUAGUGGCAUCGUGUAAACUACUAUCAAUAUAUACCCCAUUAUUCCCGACACCCGUAACCCUAUAUAUACACCCCCCCCUCCCCUUUAUUCCCCUCCUAAUGAGAUCAUGUAAACUACUAUCCUACCUCCCAAUUACAUAAUGUAGAACCCUCUUUAAAUACUCCAACUGUCCCGCUCACUCUUACCCCCAUGGUAGCCCAUUGGGAGGGGCCUGUCUAAACAGGAAGCCUUGGUUCAUUUAGCCCCUCCCCCAACCCAAGCAUCCCACUCCUUCAUUCAUUCUCCCUUUUUCUUUAUUUGUCUUUUAAAUCAAUUAGAAUCAUUUAACUUUGUUGCUACUGUUGCGGCGCACACACUGUCCCAUCGCAAGUAUGGGAUGGAACAAACCUAUUUAAUUUGUCUGACGGCGUCACCAACUCCGACAACACACACUGUCCCAUCGCAAGUAUGGGAUGGAACAAACCUAUUUAAUUUGUCUGACGGCGUCACCAACUCCGACAACACACACUGUCCCAUCGCAAGUAUGGGAUGGAACAAACCUAUUUAAUUUGUCUGACGGCGUCACCAACUCCGACAACACACACUGUACACAAACAGACACGCACACCACACACACAUGCUAUACACGCACGCCAUGAGCUUACCAGCACACAGAUCAUUUAGCAUGGGAGAUUCGUUUCCGGUCUUGCUUCUAUAUAUAGCGUGUAUACUUGGUGUAGACCUUUGCAUAUAUAUAUAUAAAUAUAUAUAUAAAACUUUGUAGUUUUUCUGGUUUUUGAUGUUGAAUCUGUAUCUAUAAUGUAUCCUAGUAGUGAACACAUAUUUCUGACUGUAUAAUUGUACAUUUGUAAACCCUUGUAAUGUAAAAGUGAUUUACCACCCUUUUUGGUAUCAGACGAUAUAAAAGAAAAAAACUCACACAAAAAACUAAAAUCUUAGAAAAACUAUUGUGCAUUUCAGUGUAUAUUCUCACCUCCUUGGUUGUGACAUAUAAGUUGUUGUAUAUUGUAAAUUGUAAUAUCAAAUUUUUGUUUUGAAAAGCCCUUUCUAUACUGCGUAGUACUUGUACAAAGCCCCCCCCACCACCACCAUCUCGUUUGACCUUCCACUCACUGCUUCAAUAGAAUUCACUUCCCCAACCCCUGAACUACACCACCUCCCCAACCCCCAAACUACACUGCAAAUGUGGCUUGUCCGUUUACUAAACAUCCGUUACCCACAGUCGAAGCAAAUCCACUGAAAUCAACGAGACAAGUCUUUUUACACUUCAUGUCUAUUUAAAACGCAGAGAGAGACCUGGCUGAAGUGUAAAUGACUGAUAAAGUGGUUUCCCCCUUCUGGUGUAGCAGUCCAAAAACCUUACGCUUACGGAACACGCAAAGCGUUUGUGGUGUAGUUUGGGGAUUGUUACCACCACCACAGGACACACUGUUAGUAGUAGUCAUUUCUGCUUUAACAUGAAGCUGUAUUUGUUUUUUAGAUCUUUUAUAGGAAUUCUGAGGGAAGGGGGUGAGGGGCCAUGAGUUUAAAGGUAGACGCCGUGAUAUGACAUCGUACACAACGGAGCGACUUCCUGCUUGCAGACGUCCACAACAACCUAUUUCAAAUCUGCCAACACUACCCACUAUUGGCUCAUCUUGAGGCAUGAUAUAUGAAAGGUGUUGUUAAGUCUCGAAGAAGGAAGUAGCUCUACGGUGUACUGUCAUCGCUGAGUCUACCUCGAACCCCAAUCUCCCCCCUCCUCUCUGAGGGGUAAAGUGAAACCAUGGAUUGUACAGAAAAGAGGAGAGUGGUGUGUUUGUUUUUUUGACCUAUAUUAGUCCUGUAAAAGUGAUGUAUCAUAUCAUAUGUCCAUGUCCCCCGGGAAAAGACCGGGCGUCGCCUGUCUUGCCCUCUGUAACCAUGAUUACCGCUGUGGCAGACGGCAGCGACACGGUGUACAUUUGGGGCAGCGAGCCUUGUGUAUAUGAAUAGGAGCACCACCUGUAACCAUAAUGUGUAUAGUUAUAACAGAAACCUGUGUAUGUUUAUUGCCUGGGCAACUAUUUUUUGUAACUCCUGUUGUAGAUUGUCUCUAAACAAUGAUGUGAGUCUUUAUUUUGAAACAAAACUGAACAAAAAAACACUCAAAAUUUGAA